AUGUCCGACACCGCUCAGAAGUCACGCACUCACGCACAGAACGCAAACAAGCAUCCAGGCUUGCCUGACCUGCCAGCAAAAGGACGUCAGCGACGGACUAAGGCCCAGAUAGCAGAGGACAACCGGAUUCUCAAGGAAUCACGCGAAGUUCAAGAGCAGGCCGCACUUGAGGGGCUGCAACGGCUUGCAGCCAUGCAGAAAGAAAUGGAAAAGGCGGAGGAACUCACCAUCGUGAACAAGCCGAAGCCAGUGAAACCUCGCGCCCACCCUGUUGUGAAGCGAACGGCGCCUGAUAAGAAGCUCCUGACAACAGGAAACGCUGAUGAAAGUGGUCGAGACGACAGCGGUCAUGUUCAAGAGGAAAUCAGUGAGAAGUCGAAGACUCAAAAGCGUGGCAAGAUCUCACUAAAAGAUGCCAUCAACAAUGCCCGAGAUUUGAUCGCAACACCAGGAAUUAGAAGCCAGGAACCACGUGUCGAAGACAAGAAAGGAAAGUUAUCUGCCGUGGCGAAGUCGACCAACUUAAAGUUUUCAUUGGUAGGACGUGUCAAUGGCUGGGUAUCUGACGUUACACCAGAUGAGAGGUCCAAAGCUUCAAGUGCAUCCAAGUCUCGCACCGCUGCCUCCCCUUUCUCAUUGGCACAUGGGCCACCCAGCACCCAGGUUACAUCUGUAUCAGGUGUAAAUACCAAGCCCAGUCGCCAACCUAAAGUCUCUUCCAAUCUUGCUACUGAGGUUCUUGUUGGCGGCUUUGCCGAUGACACUUUGGAUGAUUCCCAGGAACACCUUGAAAGAAUCGCCUCGAAAACAAAGGAGAAGAAGUCUUUCAUUAAGAUCACUACCAACACGAGGACCGAUGAUGCGACAAUGGGCUCGAAGGGACAGUCUGAUCUCAAUGUGCCAAUGGAUGUGGAGGCCUCCACGCAAUCAGACAUAGAGGCAGACUUCGAGGAUGACAGCCCAACAGACUUCGAGGACAAUGAUCCGAUGGACACAGAGGAUGAUGUGGAGAAUGACGUGGAGGUUCUGGAGGACGACUUCAACCCAAACGAAGACGUGAAGAUGUCUGAGGACAGUGACGGUGGCAGUAAUUUAUCAUCCCACCAUCUGAAUAACAAGAAGCACAAGGUCUUGUUUCACUUAUUGUCCUCAGAUGAGGAACUUGAGGCUCCGCUUACAGCUGCUGUUGGAGCGGUCGCGAAGAAGGCCAUGCAGGUAACAUCUUCAACUUCAGUCGCUGUCUCCGAGGCAGCUGCUACAGCAAAGCCACCUGCGAAGAAGGUGAAGAUUGAAGAAGGUGUUGAUGACGAUAUGAAACCCGUGCUUGUUCCAUUGCCCGGUCACUGGAUCGAGAAGCGAUAUAAGUCAUGCUCAACCUACCGGAACAGUGAUCUCCCUCCGCAAUGUCAGGAUCAACGGUGGCCCAAACAUUUUCUCUCGACCCUUUACCUGUGGGCCGGCAGCCAAAAUGAUCUCUGGGAGUUUGCAGAUACCUCUCUUGUUGAAGCGCUUCAAUGCAUUUUUGAUGUCGUGUAUCCAGAUCUCCAGUACAAGGUGACCGCUCAGGGAUCUGUCUUUGGUGUUGCUACUCAGCGUCUGGCAGAGUGGCGCAGCAACUUCGGUUCAACAGGACUCGCAAUUAUGAUCGACUUCUUCGCUCGGAACGAAGACACUAAUCCAAAAGACCUUAGUGAAGUGCUUAUGGAGGAGUUCGUGUUCCUCUUCGAGGACUUGGACUACUCAGACAAGAUGAAAGCAUUCCAGUCUCCUUUCAUGAUACAGUUAUUUGCAACCGCUCAUCUUCACAGUAUUGUUGGACAUGCUCAUGUCACCGCCAUCAAAACAGAUGUAUUGGCUGCCAGUGGCAUGGCUGGUGUUCUUGCUCUCUGCGCAACUUCACUCGAACGUGCUGUCAAAUGCCUCGGCGCUGGUGCCAUUGGUAUUGAUGUGGACAUCCUCAAUAUGCAUCCUGCACAACUGAAGCGCAAGCUGCGCACACCGAAGACCCUCAACAACGUAAAGAAAAAGGGGGACAUUUUUUUGAGGGACAUGGUUUCAACAGCGCGGAAGUUACUCAAGAAAUCGGGCAGUGCUGGCCUUGAGAAGUACCUUCGCCUCAAUGAUGACGACGAAUCAGAGGACAUCGACAGGCGUGCCAUGCUUUGGUGA
Suillus discolor is the source of this 2169-nucleotide messenger RNA. RefSeq lists its product as uncharacterized. The transcript is spliced from 8 exons. Bases 1 to 2169 code for a protein of 722 amino acids. Lineage: Eukaryota; Fungi; Basidiomycota; Agaricomycetes; Boletales; Suillaceae. The record is from RefSeq and is a predicted model, not a curated record.